AUGGAUGUCUCGCAUUAUGCUGAAACCAAGAGUAGAGGUUCAUCCCCACGAAACCCACUGUCGUCAGCGGUCAAAUACUCGGAUUACGGUGAAGUAUACUGUACGACUCUCCCAGAAAUCAAUCGAAAUCAAUUGAUUUUCAUUGAGAAAAUCGGUCAGGGAGAAUUCGGCGAGGUGCAUCGAUGUCUUCUGGAGUCCCGUCAAGUUGCUGUCAAACGUCUUCACAGCACUUCACAAGACGACGAGAUUGCCUUUCUUCGCGAGAUCAGAGUUUUAGGAAACCUGAAGCAUCCCAAUGUGGUCGAGGUGAUCGGUGUGUCAACGAUUGAUAAGCCAAUGAUCUGUAUCAUGGAAUAUAUGGUCAAUGGUGAUUUGCGGUCGUACAUGGGUAAAAUGGAGAACAUCGACAGCCACUACUGCAUUUCCGUGGCAACGCAGUUGGCAGCCGGAUUAGCCUAUUUGGAAUCCUGCAAUUUCGUGCAUAGAGACAUUGCGGCACGAAAUUGCCUGGUCGAUGAAGAGGGAAAUGUUAAAAUUGCUGAUUUUGGCAUGGCACGAAGUCUCUACUCAAAUGACUACUAUCGAGUCGAAGGACAGUUUGUUUUGCCCAUCCGAUGGAUGGCAUGGGAAAGCCUGCUGCUGGGCAAAUUCUCGACACACAGCGAUGUGUGGGCGUUCGGCGUGACGCUGUGGGAGAUUUUCAGUCGAUGUCGUGAGAAGCCGUUUGGUUUGUUAACAGACAACCAAGUUCUGGAGAAUAUUCAGCACAUGAGUAAUACCUCUACACUGAAGCAUCAACUGGAACGGCCGGCAUUGUGCCCAGAGAAAGUGUUCUUGAAUGUUGUGGUCCCGUGCUGGUUGUACGAUCCACAGGCACGGCC
Cooperia oncophora is the source of this 881-nucleotide messenger RNA. Lineage: Eukaryota; Metazoa; Nematoda; Chromadorea; Rhabditida; Trichostrongylidae. The record is from the annotation of a GenBank genome assembly.